Molecule: messenger RNA, 945 nt
Organism: Salarias fasciatus (jewelled blenny)
Lineage: Eukaryota; Metazoa; Chordata; Actinopteri; Blenniiformes; Blenniidae
Product: cold-shock protein CS120-like
Exons: 4
Coding region: 1-945 (314 amino acids)
Source: RefSeq, a predicted model, not a curated record
AUGGAGGCUCACGGCGGCACGGAGACUCACGGCAAGACGGAGGCUCACGGCGGGACGCAGAGUCACUGCAGGACGGAGGCUCACGGAGGGAGGGAGGCUCACGGCGGGACGGAGGCUCACGGCGGCACGGAGGCUCACGGCGGGACGGAGACUCACGGCAAGACGAAGGCUCACGGCGGGACGCAGAGUCACUGCGGCACGGAGACUCACUGCGGCACGGAGACUCACUGCAGGACGGAGACUCACUGCAGGACGGAGACUCACUGCGGCACGGAGAGUCACGGCGGCACGGAGGCUCACUGCAGGACGGAGGCUCACUGCAGGACGGAGACUCACUGCACGACGCAGACUCACUGCAGGACGGAGUCUCACUGCGGCACGGAGAGUCACGGCGGCACGGAGGCUCACUGCAGAACGGAGGCUCACUGCGGCACGGAGAGUCACGGCGGCACGGAGGCUCACUGCAGGACGGAGGCUCACUGCAGGACGGAGACUCACUGCACGACGCAGACUCACUGCAGGACGGAGUCUCACUGCGGCACGGAGAGUCACGGCGGCACGGAGGCUCACUGCAGAACGGAGGCUCACUGCGGCACGGAGAGUCACGAGACUCACUGCGGCACGGAGAGUCACGGCGGCACGGAGACUCACUGCAGGACGGAGGCUCACUCCAGGACGGAGGCUCACUGCAGGACGGAGACUCACUGCAGUACUCAGACUCACUGCAGGACGGAGAGUCACGGCGGCACGGAGGCUCACUGCAGGACGGAGACUCACUGCACGACGGAGGCUCACGGAGGGAGGGAGGCUCACGGCGGGACGGAGGCUCACGGCAAGACGGAGGCUCACGGCAAGACGGAGGCUCACGGCGGGACGCAGAGUCAAGAGGAGAGCUCCAGUCGAGGUAUUCCAUCCUGUGAGGUUUUCAGACUGGACAAAGAGUGA